AUGCUCCAUUGCGUUUCUCAGCUUCCCCCAUUCCCCUCCAACCCCGCGCACAGGUCCAAGGAGCGCUGUCAGGGCAACAACAGCAGCAGCAGUACCAACAGCAGCACUGAGCCCAUCUGCGGGCGGCCCUUGGGUCUGCGCUUCCACCCAACCACGGGCGAUCUGUACUUCGCUGACGCUUACUUCGGGCUGCACAGAGUGGGGCCUGGCGGGGGCAGGGCGGAGAAGCUGGUUGAUACGGUGGCGGGGAAGCGGAUGCUGAUGACCAACGACCUGGAUGUUGACGCGGAUGGGAAGAAUGGGGUGGUGUAUUUUACCGAUGGGAGCACUCGAGUAGGGCUUGGAGGGGGCAAGGCGGAGAAGCUGGUUGAUACGGUGGCGGGGAAGCGCCUGCUGAUGACCAACGACCUUGAUAUUGACGCAGAUGGGAAGAAUGGCGUCGUGUAUUUCACUGACGGGAGCACUCGGUGGCAACGCAAGGAUUUCUUCCUGGCAACACUGGAGGGCCAGCCAGACGGGCGGUUCAUGCGGUAUGACAUCGCAACAGGGCAGACCAAGGUGCUGGUGAAGGGGGUGGCAUUCGCCAAUGGCGUUGCGAUCUCCCGUGACCGCACGUUUGUUGUCUUCUGCGAAACCAGCUACAUGCGGUGUCAUCGAUACUUUAUCCGGGGGCCAAAAACGGGCAAGGCGGAAAUGUUUGUGAACCUGCCCGGUUAUCCGGACAACGUGAGCCUCAACCCCAGAGGAAGGUUUUGGAUUGCAAUCAACUCGAGACGAACUCCCAUGUCUGAGGUCCUAGCAAGGAGCCCUUUUGCGCGAUACCGGCUGCUCAACGACCCGGUGGGGCUGCAAGCAGCCUACGUGGCAGCAGUGGGGCUGUCGCACGGGAUUAUAGUAGAGGUUGAUAAUAACGGGGUGAUCACAGACGUGUUGGAGGAUAAGUUGGGGCGGAAUGUGGUGGCUGCUAGUGAGGUGGUGGAGCGGAAGGGGAAGCUGUGGAUCGGGUCUGUGAUGGUAGAUGAUGUGGCGGUGCUGAAAUACUCUCCUCCGAACAACACAGCUUCCAACAAGAAAGCCUGA
This is a messenger RNA of Closterium sp. Yama58-4, 1080 nucleotides long. The record is from the annotation of a GenBank genome assembly. Lineage: Eukaryota; Viridiplantae; Streptophyta; Zygnematophyceae; Desmidiales; Closteriaceae.